CUCAGGAAGCUUGGGUCUCCCCGGGAGCAGGUCUGCCCUAGGGGGAAGCCUCUGUUCUGUGCCUUGCUGCUCAGCGGCUGACAUUCAGGCGGACGGAAGAGGGGUUCGGCGCCCCCCCACCCACCCACCCCACAUGCACACGUGCUAGCCCAGGCAGGUGGGAGCGCCUCCGCGGAAGAGUCCAAAAAGAGGGAGGAGAGGCGUGCCAGCAUCUCCGUCCGGUCCGGGCUCCAGGUCGGCCACAGAGGAGCUGCAGCCUCCAACAGGUUGCCAAAUCUCCCCAGCCAGGCCUGCCAGGAGCCCCUGCAUGCAAAUUCAGCUGUGGGCUAGGGCACGCUAACCGGAGUCAUAGGCAUGGACUUCGUCAUGAAGCAGGCCCUCGGAGGGGCCACCAAGGACAUGGGGAAAAUGCUGGGGGGAGAGGAGGAGAAGGACCCAGAUGCACAGAAAAAGGAAGAGGAGCGGCAGGAGGCGCUGCGGCAGCAGGAGGAGGAGCGCAAGGCUAAGCAUGCGCGCAUGGAGGCCGAGCGUGAGAAGGUCCGGCAGCAGAUCCGAGACAAGUAUGGGCUGAAGAAGAAGGAAGAGAAGGAAGCUGAGGAGAAGGCAGCCCUGGAGCAGCCCUGCGAGGGGAGCCUGACACGGCCCAAGAAGGCCAUCCCUGCGGGCUGCGGGGACGAGGAGGAAGAGGAGGAGGAGAGCAUCCUGGACACGGUGCUCAAAUACCUGCCCGGGCCGCUGCAGGACAUGUUCAAGAAGUAACCAGCCCUCCUGCCCAUCCCCACUCCACUUGUUACUAUUUUUUUUCGGUUCUUUCUUUUCUUUUGAUUCAGUUAAGUCUCAGUUCUGACAGGGAAAACCUCAGUUGGCCUCUGCCCACCUGUCCCUGGCUAGGGGCUCAUCUCCUUAGCACUCCCUCAUACACCCUUCAUCCCAGAGUAUCGAACCCCCACCUCACACCCAAGUUUCUUGAAAAAGGGAAGACAGCUAUUCCCCAGCAGGGGCAUUAUCCAGCGUGGGAGGCACUGGGGCCCCCUUCUAGAAGCCUAAGGUCCAUGCUAGUGUGGUAACCCCCAUACAUUCCUUCAUGCACCCCACUGCCAGGAGGACCACUGUCCCCAGCCAGCCAAAGUAAUGACACAUUCCAGCCCUGCCCAGCAUGCUGACCUUUGGCCUCUGGCCCCCAGUGGGUUCCAGGUCAGGGCAGGGGUUCUGGGUUGUCUAGCUCUGAGGAAGGGAGUCAGGGUAAGCCUGCCCUGUGAGGGCCCAGCCUGAGAGGCCCCCUGUAUUCUGGGAAGGAGGCUGAGGCUCUCCUUCUUCACUCCCCCUGGUGACACCCAGGAGUACCCCUGCCCCGACCACCACCUGAAAAGGUAUAGCCCCUACAAAGCCAGUCCCUCCAAAUGGAUCCUCUUUGGACUUUAACUCAUCUGUGGAGGGGCCCAGGGUAGGGUAGCUCCUUGUUCCCCCCACCCUCCACUUAGAUCUGGGGGGCCCACUGCCAGUCUGGGCCCAGCUUGCCCAGACAAGGGGCUGCCCAGGCCCCCCCAGAAAACACUUGGAGCCAUUGGGCAGCGAUGGCCCAUGCCAUGGGACACCCCCCCAUUGGUGCAGCCAAGCUGCCCCCAUUCCUAUCCACCCCUCAUUCCCACCACCCUGCCCUGUCUAUGUGCUUCCAGGACCCCAUGGUCCCCUGGAGGACCCUUCCUGGCUAAAGCCCCAAGCCUCUGGGGAAAAGCCAGUCCCCACUUGACAGAAGGCAUCUGUCCAUUCAUCUCAUCGGCCAAGAACAAACUCUCCUCUGGGAUGUGGGAGACUGGUGUCUGUUCCUCCCACCACAAACUGUUAAGGCCUCUUGCUCAGUCAGUUUUGUGAGAACUGAGGACCAUGAAGCAACAAGAGAGGAAAUUGUGUGUCCAUGCAUGCAUGCGUAUGCAUGGCAGAGACUGAAUCAGCAAUUAUGUGUCCAGAGAUUGUGCAUAUGGCGAGAGAGAGAGAGAGAGAGAGAGUCAGUCUUGAGACUGUGAGUGUGUGUUAGUCCCUGUGUUAGAGAUUGUGUAUGUUAGGCAGCCUGUGUAUAUGUGCUUGUUUGAGGUGGUAUAUAUGAGUUGAUAUUGUGCCCUAUGUGCGUGCUAGCCAUCUCACAUGUGUAGGAGAGCUUGCAUUUGCAUGUGUUUUCAAAGCAUCAUGUGUGUUAGGAGUGAUGGGUAUGUGUUAGAUGUUGUAGAAAUGUGUGUGAGAGUUGUUAGAUGUGCUAAGACUGUUGUGUGCAUGUAUGUGGCUCUAAAAAGGCAGGUGUAUGCAGAACAAGCUCUUGGAGAGAAAAAAUGUGGGUAAGAUGCCUCCUCUUGGCCCCAAAACCAUUUGUCACAAAUAGCCACAUUCAACAGGAGACCUUGUCCUUGGCCUAGAGUCCUUCCACCCUUGGGGGGUUCCUGCCUGAGGUCUUCACAAGUCCACUGGGACAGAUCCAGGCAGUGCCCCAAGAAGCCAUGCUGGGCCCCAGCCAGGGCCUACCCCCAAAGCUGGGGCUAGGGAGGGGCGACUUGCCUGCCCCUGUGCCCCUGCCCCAUUGGCCCCAGUUUGCAUUCUGCAGGUUUUCCAUUUUAGUGGAUUAUGCUUUUAUUUCAGAGAGAGACAUGUGUCUUCUCUGUCCAUUUCCAAUAGUUAAAGCCAUAUCAGUUAGACUGCAAUACUUUAAAGACAAGACAAAACAAUCCAUAUGUUUAGGGAACCAGAAAAGUACCUGGUCUGUCCCUUCUCUGGGGAGCUGGGCCUCAGCAGCUCUAGCUCCCUGGAUCUGCCCUUCUCCCUCGCCCCCGCCCCUUCCCUGUGCCCAUGUCCUGCCCCGCAUGGGGCCUGUCUCUGUCUCUGUGCCUGUGUCUGUGAUGGGGAGCCACCUUGCACCCCUACUGUCUGCUUGUCUGAGUAUGUCUAUGAUCCUGGGCAGGAUGGUCAUUCUCUAGAGCCCUGGGGCCCUGGAGCAGAGGUAGGCAGGGCCCAGUCCAGGAGCCCUAGGCCUCCACACACCCCGUGUGUGAGACCCACUGGACACAGGAGUGGAUCCCAAGUGUUCAAAAAGGUCUCCCCCUUGACAGGGACCCACUGAUCAUGAAGGUGGGCCCAGGGCACAGAUCAUGCUAAAUGGACAGUGGAGACCGAGGCCUGGGAGCUUCAGAUGAGUAGUGGAACCCAGCCAUACAAGAUAUUUCAGGUGAGCCUGAGGGACCCCAGAGCCUCAGAGGGCAUCCUGGUGGUCUCUGAAGCCCUCUGCACCCCCAGAGUGGGCUCGGGCUUUUCCCACAGGAGAGUGCCCUCCAGACUGGCUGGCGUAGUCUGGGACACCUCCCAGACUCUCCAGACUCCUCUAGCCUGGUCCCAGCAGUAGGACUGGAGGUCUUUGGGAGGUGGGAGCAAGGAGAGAAUUUCAGCCUGGGCCAUACCUGGCUCUAACCACUGCCAGGUGAUCACUCUCAGGUCCAGGAGAACAUGAUGACUAUCAUUCCUGACACAGACUUGACUCUGGAGAGCAGCCAAUGUGCAGCACAGUCGUGAGGAGACAAAAUAUGUGUGGAGGGCUCUAGCAGGACAGGGAGAAUCACAUGAUGUGCCUGGGGUAGGAGAUGUGUGUGUCCCACUGGAUGGGAAGGGAUGAGAGUGUCGCCCCAAAUGGGGCAACGUGCAUGUGACAUACUUGGGAGGCAGGGUGGGGAGCCCCAGAAUUCAGCCCACACACAAUAUACAUAGCAGACAUCCGCUAGCUAGAGAUAUAGGAAGAGCAAUCAUUGUAAAUGGAGAGAACAGAACAAGAUGCAGGGGAGUGCGCACUGCCCGAGGUGGGUAUGUGUACUUUCCAGGAAGGCCACUGACAUGCUGUGGGCCUGGAAGGUCACCACCAGAGAGAAGGGACCAGGCCUCUCUGGAUUUGCCAUGUUAGGCACCUGAGACAGGCAAGGAUGUGGGCAUCCUCCACUCCAGUUCCAGAAGGUCCUAGAGGGUGUUCUUACCAGCAAAGCCAUAUGGGGUCUCCUCCACACACAAGCAGGAAGUCAAGAAACCCUCCCAUGUAUGUGUAUGAUUGAUAGAUAGAUAGAUAGAUAGAUAGAUAGAUAGAUAGAUGAUAGAUAGAUAGAUAGAUAGAUAGAUAGAUAGAUAGAUAGAUAGAUAGAUGCACAGAUGGGUGGAUAGAUAGGCAGGCAGGCAGACAGAUACAUGAAAGGGGAAAGAAAGGGCAAGAGAGACAGAGAACAGAAGUACAUCAGUCCAGGGCCCUCAUGUGGGCAAAGAAACCACCCAAAAGUUGGUGGUUAGAGUGUAAUGAGACAGACCCCAAGCCCCAAGAGCCCCCGGCACCCAGCUGGCAGGGUUGCUGACCCCCACCACUCAGUUGCUCCAUCCUUCUAGGAUCUCAUAGGCCCUUGACUGCACAAGGGGGCUGGGGUCCAAUUGGCUCAGAUGAGGGGACAUCUCCCAGGCCUGAUGAUUUGCCCCUCACCACGUGUCCCCUGCUCCCCUCUCUCCUCUUCAAGGUGAAGAGAUGGGAGGUGCUCGUGCUGGUCCUGGGGUGCAGGUGGGGGUCCUAGUGAGGCCCUGAUGAGGAUGACCAUCCUGCUAAUGCGGGGGUAUCCUGUUCCCAUAUCUGUGCUGUGUCUUUGUUGCUCUGCUUCCUUUAAAUGUGUCAGUGCCUGGGGGAGGGGAGGGGCACCCCUUAUGCCCCCCUGAACCUGACCAAAAGCCAUGGCUGUUGCUCCCCCUUUGUAUGAUGCAGACGCUAACAUGUACCAACCCAACCAUGACAACAAAGAAAAGACCUUGUACAGCA
Molecule: messenger RNA, 4819 nt
Organism: Myotis daubentonii (Daubenton's bat)
Lineage: Eukaryota; Metazoa; Chordata; Mammalia; Chiroptera; Vespertilionidae
Gene: CPLX2
Product: complexin 2
Biological process (GO): synaptic vesicle exocytosis; regulation of neurotransmitter secretion; neurotransmitter transport
Cellular component (GO): SNARE complex; terminal bouton
Molecular function (GO): syntaxin binding
Source: RefSeq, a predicted model, not a curated record